AUGCCUCCAAAGCUCAAUCCUUCACAAGUGGUGGACGUGUACGUCCGAGUCACCGGAGGUGAGGCUAAGGUGUCCAUGGUGCCCUCAGCCGUAGUGCUGGUCAUCAAGGUGCUAAAGGAGCCAGAGCGCGAUCGAAAGAAGAUGAAGAACAUCAAGCACAAUGGUUACAUCUCGCUCGACGAUGUCAUCGAGAUCACUAAGGUGAUGAAGCCUAGGUCUAUGGCGAAGGAUCUUAGUGGGACUGUGAAGGAGAUUUUGGGAGCUUAG
Molecule: messenger RNA, 267 nt
Organism: Quercus lobata
Lineage: Eukaryota; Viridiplantae; Streptophyta; Magnoliopsida; Fagales; Fagaceae
Product: 60S ribosomal protein L12-3-like
Exons: 2
Coding region: 1-267 (88 amino acids)
Biological process (GO): translation
Cellular component (GO): ribosome; cytosolic large ribosomal subunit
Molecular function (GO): large ribosomal subunit rRNA binding; structural constituent of ribosome
Source: RefSeq, a predicted model, not a curated record